Nannospalax galili (Upper Galilee mountains blind mole rat) is the source of this 453-nucleotide messenger RNA. RefSeq names its product keratin-associated protein 15-1. The coding region runs from base 1 to 453 and encodes 150 amino acids. The transcript has a single exon. The record is from RefSeq and is a predicted model, not a curated record. Lineage: Eukaryota; Metazoa; Chordata; Mammalia; Rodentia; Spalacidae.
AUGUCUUACAACUGCAGCUCUGGACACUUCUCCUCCCAGUCUCUUGGAGGCUACUUGAGGCACCCAGUUUCCACGUACAAUUCUUUCUACCCCAGCAAUGCAUUCUACUCCCCAAAGGCCUUCCAGCUGGGCUCCUCAUUCUACAAUGGACAGCAGGAGAACUUCGGUGAGCCACUUGAAGAAGGCUAUAUCCCAUCUGUGGGGACAAGAUACCACCUGACGUCCUAUCGGCCAAAUAAUUUCAUCUUGUGCAGUCCCUCCCGAGGAAACUUCACUGGAUCUUUUGGAUACAGCCAUUCUGGUCUUGGAUCUUUUGGAUUUGGAAGCUCUGGAAUUCAGUCUGUGGGUGGUGGGUCCAGCUUCCACCGCCCAGCUUACUUUUCUUCCAAGAGUGUCCAGUCAUCUUAUUACCAACCAGGCUGUGGCUCUCGUUUUUAUGGCUCAUCUUUCUGA